Anopheles funestus (African malaria mosquito) is the source of this 4404-nucleotide messenger RNA. RefSeq lists its product as uncharacterized. NCBI's taxonomy places the organism in Eukaryota, Metazoa, Arthropoda, Insecta, Diptera, Culicidae. The coding region runs from base 613 to 3918 and encodes 1101 amino acids. The record is from RefSeq and is a predicted model, not a curated record. The transcript is spliced from 6 exons.
GUAAACAAGCUUUUUCUCAAAUAAGCUAUUGUUUACAAGUGCUGCGUAUUUAUACAAACAAAAAGAAUAGUUUUUACAACAUUUGGUGUAUUUUAUUACUAUUUUAACAGGAUUCAACAGAUUCUGAGUAUAUUUGAAAUACGAGUAUCGCUUAUUGUUUCAAACAAUUAUCCAAUCACUUCCAUCUAUACUGGGGCGUGUAAAAAGAUCCGAGCGCAGCUACAUUGUGAUAGAUGCACUAGUGGUACACGGACUAAGUGUCGGCGGGGGUUCGAUUUAUAACUAUAUUUACAAUUCAAGCAUACCGCAGUAGGGACCCCGUCUGCUUUACCACUUAGGGCUAAAUACGUCCGUUUAGGACUCCCAGAAGCCUCUAUGAUGCACUGAAAUAUCCGUAUGAUUUGUCGGUUUGAAUUUAUCUUGAUUAAAAACAGGAUAAUUCGACUGCACCGAGCCAAACAUGAAGAAGAACAAUUGAAAUGCAUUUUUCGUUAUGAAUAUAACGAUUGAGGUUAGCCUUGGGUAGGACAUCAAAAGUAAACAUGUAUUCGAGAACAGCAGUUAGUUCGCACCGUUGAAGCUUGUGAAAAAUUGCGCAAAUAAAACGUCAAAAUGGAUCAUCUGGAACACUUAAGCGGGUCCAUCGACGGACAUCAAGACUUGUCGAAAGGUGUGCUGCGAACCACCAUGCAGUCUACGGACAAUACACCACUGCACUUCAUAACAAGUACAGCAAUGUCACAUGGUGGCAGAGAGCAGGAAUACAUAGAAUCCACUCUAUUAGGAACGGAUCUAUUAUCAAGCCAGCUACCCACAAAUUUGUUGAACGAUUACAUUAAUUCGGUAUCGUCAACAACUUCAAAUGCAAUUGGCAGCCUACAAACAGCUCUCAUGGAGCAUCAUUAUCGGCCUCUCACCGCAGACGAGAUUCAUACGCUGAUCAGUGAAUCGAGCAACGAUGCAACCGGAACGAAGGAUAUUCCGGGUUUCAACACGCUAUCGUCUUACGAUAAAAUGAUUAACAUUGGUCAAUCAUCAUCGCCUAUGAGCAACGGAUUAGCACAAAUCGCUGGUACGAUUGAUAGUUAUGUACAUUUUCCACUGCAUGCCGCCAGUUCGGGAACGGAAGGAUUUGACGUAACGGCAAACGUUCUUGUGACUGCCAAUGUAGAGCAACAGCAACAUCAUCAUUACAGUCUUCCACACUCUGCCAAUUCCCACAUUCAUCUUCAGCACCAAACGCAAGGACAUAUGCAUCACCACCAGAACAUUGUGGAGAUAUCAAACUCUCAGCAAAUACCUUCGCUAGGACAUUCGCAAACGUCUGCGUCGAACAUAGGUACACUAAUGCCUGCUGUCGAUGUUGCCAUGAAGGUAUACACUCAUAACAAUUCCAUUGUCCCGAUCGUAUCGACGACCCCAGGAACGGCAGAUGUACACAAUAGUACAACUAUGACCACUAGUUCAAUGAACUUAAAUGAAUCUCCAAAACGAUUUUAUUCCUGCACAACGUUGCCCUCGCUCAUUACGCAUAGUCCACGGUCGACGUAUUCCAUUGCUGAUAGUUUAGUAGCUCCAAAAUGUACCGCCCCGAGCAUUAUUGAGUGUGAAUCACGUACACACGAGGAAGAAAUCGUAGAAUGUGUUGCAUCGAUGGAGAGCACAUCGUGUGCACUGUUGGGUAACGUGAAUCUACCACACAAGAAACGAUUAGCCAAAAAAUUGGGCGACGUAAAGGAAGGUUUAUGCAACGGCGCUCCCGAAAUGGAUUCCGAGCCAAUGAAACUCACAAAUCUGUCGAAUUACCGACAUACAACCGUGCCCCAGCGCGUAAAUGCUGGAAAAGGUAAUUCUUCGAAGGCACAAGAGUCACCGUCGUCUGCUCCACAGCAAACUGUGAGCUCGUUUAUCUGCCAACUGUGUGGAAAAACGGUGCAAGAUCAACUAUUGUUCUUUAAUCAUUUGAAGGAACACUACGAACCAACGAGUGAUGCUGGUGUUUCACACACAGGAUCGAAUGCAUCUGGAUUGAAAACGGUUGUGAUAGCGCCAGUGGAGAACAGUUCUCCAUUGGGUAAGGAGACUGCAGACGGUAAAAAAGCCAAGCCCAAGCUACCUCGCGUGAAGCACACGAAAAAGCUAAAGAAUGAUCGUACUAUAAAGCAAAUUCAUUCGGAAGACGAACGCCAAUCCCAAAAAACUGAUACAAAAGCAAUACUGUCCUACACGAAAUGUUCAAACACCGCAGGUUUAAAAGCAAGGGAGAAUUCGGUACUAAACAAUGCCAGGAUAGUGCUGGAUGGUUCGGAAAAUGGGGGUGAAUUUAGCGAAACAGAGGACAUGCUGGAAGGGAUCCGGAAUGUGGUGCAAAAGGUGCAGGAGACUGUUGACACGGAUACGAACGAGGAUUUAUGUCUAGCGAACGAUGGAUCAUGGUGUCCGAGUGGCAAUAAUGGUAAUGAUAGUGAUGCGGAUGCUAGCCCUGUAACAACAGCAGUUCAUCGAGAGCAAGAAAAGAACCAUUUAACAUUACCCGCAGACAUGCUGGGUUCUCACGAAAUGAAUAUAUCAAGUGGAGGCGAUAACUUUUUGAUACUUCUUAGCAAAACUCCAUUUAAUGAUGCGGAACUAUUGCCUACGGAAAUCACUGAUUCAACGAUAUUGAAAUCACUAGAUUCAGUGACAUGUGAACAGCUGGUCCAUGCCGACUCAUUGAGUGUGCCAACCCGAAGUGAAACUCCCAAACAGCCAAACUUGCAACAAAUGGAAACAUUAAGUUCAACGACAUUUCCACUACUUCCCAAUGUUGACCAACUCGCGGAAACGCAUACAGCUUCAUUUCGCUCUAGUGACUCUAAUUUGCCGAUUGGGUCCAUCCUUGAACUGUCCUCAAACGCGACGAGUAAAUUUUCGAUAUCCUCCUUUGCUCACCGUGUCCAAAUGUCGCCAAAUCCGUUAAAAAAUGAGCAACAGUCUGAAGGCGAAGAUGAUGAGGGAGGUGUAGAUGCAUCGGAAUACGAACAAAUGCAGCUUGCAGAUCUUGAUCCGCUCGUAGAAGAUACAUCUGGCAUUCGAGAUGAAGAGCAGGUAGAAGCUUAUCAUUUUAGCGGCGAUGAAGCAGCGGAUGCGAGCGGCGAACACUUUACAUCGGAGGUGCAAGAUAGCAAAGGUGAAGCAGAAUUGUGUCGAAAUGAUGAAAAAAUAUUAGAGGCUAAGAGUAGUUCAACACUAGAUAAGUUCCGAUGCAAGGAAGCAGACUGUGGGCGAUUGUUUAAGUCCAAAACGGCAUUCGCAUACCAUCAGUUACAGCACACAGGCGAACGACCGCACAAAUGCCAAGCGUGCCAGAAAUGUUUUUUCACCUGCAGUGCACUGAAGGUACAUGAGCGGUUACAUUCAGGCGAAAAGCCAUACAAAUGUGAAGAAUGUGGUCAUCACUUCCGGCAGUGGGGCGACCUGAAAUAUCAUAAAAUCUCCAAACACUCUAACGAGAAAAUUCACAAGUGUGAAUUCUGCGGUAAAGACUUUGCCAGGCGCUAUUCCCUCGUGCUGCAUCGCAGAAUCCAUACCAAUGAGAAGAACUUUAUCUGCGAGUACUGCCACAAAGCGUUCCGCGCUAGCACGUACUUGCAGUCGCACCGAAUGAUACAUACCGGAGAAAAACCACACCAGUGCACCGUAUGUGAUAAGAAGUUCCGCUGCCACGGGGAUUUAAAUAGACAUCAAAAAACUCAUUCGCGCAUCAGCAAAAUCGAACAACCGAUCAAAGCGCAAGAGAAAAUCGUGAAUGAAGACGAUUGUGGCUUAUCGGUUGAUUUAUCCGGCGGCGAAAAAUUAAGCGCAACGAUGAAAGGAAAAACUAAAUUGAAACGUAAAAACAUUGGACAGAAAAACAAUAAUAACAUUGUUACCGUUUAGCGAAGCAUAUAGUCCGCGAGGUAUUUCAAUGUAGCUCAUAAAGACAUAGCGAGAACAUCGACUGUUGUAUGCAUGAACCGUUGAUAGUGGUGCAGCUUAAGAAUGUUAGUAAAAAUGACUAACAUUGAUAAACCAGUGUAUCAACUUUAAGGAUAACUCUUACAAAAGGGCUGUUGUUUUUAUACAUCCUGCCUGAGAUGCUAAAAUGAGUUUGACAUCACUGGUUUAGCCAGUUUUACUUGCCUUACAAAAUCAAAAAGAAAUGUGUUGACGAAGAUCUUUAUCAUAAAGUGGGUGCGUAAAAUAAUGGUCUGUACAGAAAAAUACGAGAACAACGACACAGCUACAAACACGUAAGAGAAUGAACAAAUACCUGUUACAGCCUUCGUUUUAAGAAGAUCCUUAUCGUGAUUCGCUCAAAGUUUGAUAAUCGCCAUAAUCUAAAACGUUUAAAAUACAUGGCAAAAUUGCCCAGAAAAAAGUGAA